GAAGAGUGGGGUCACAAGAGGAAGAAUAGGGCCACAAGAAGAGGAAGAAGAAGACCGUCAUGUCAACACGCCCUCCGCACCAGCAGCCGCGUGACAACCCGUGACCUGACCAGACCUGAGGACCCGAGGACACCACCGCUGCCAGGAUGAAGAAGAAGGUGCUCCUAAUGGGGAAAAGUGGGUCGGGAAAGACCAGCAUGAGGUCCAUCAUCUUUGCUAAUUACAUCGCAAGAGACACCAGUCGUCUUGGAGCAACCAUCGAUGUUGAACACUCUCAUGUGCGGUUUCUUGGGAACUUGGUGCUCAAUCUGUGGGACUGUGGAGGGCAAGAAGCAUUCAUGGAAAACUAUUUUGCUUCUCAAAGAGACAACAUUUUUAGAAAUGUUGAAGUGCUCAUAUAUGUCUUCGACGUUGAGAGCAGAGAGCUGGAAAAGGAUAUGCAUUAUUAUCAGAGUUGCUUGGAAGCUAUUCUGCAGAAUUCCCCCGAGGCACGGAUCUUCUGUCUGAUUCACAAAAUGGAUUUAGUGCAGGAUGAUCAAAGAGAUAUUAUUUUCCAUGAAAGAGAAGAAGAUCUGAAGAGGUUAUCAAAACCCUUGGAGUGUGUGUGCUUCAGAACUUCAAUUUGGGAUGAAACUCUCUAUAAGGCUUGGUCCAGCAUAGUGUAUGAGUUAAUACCAAAUGUGAAGGAGCUUGAACAAAACUUAAGAGACUUUGCCAACAUCAUAGAGGCUGACGAAGUGUUGUUAUUUGAACGUGCAACCUUCCUGGUCAUCUCCCACUACUGCAUCCGGCAACACAGAGAUGUGAACCGGUUUGAGAAAGUUUCUAACAUCAUCAAGCAGUUCAAGCUCUCUUGCAGUAAACUGGCAGCACACUUCCAGAGCAUGGAGGUUCGGAACUCAAAUUUUGCAACUUUCAUUGACACCUUCACCUCCAAUACCUACUGCAUGGUCAUCAUGUCUGAUGCAUCAAUACCCUCAGCAGCAACGCUCAUCAACAUACGCACAGCCAGGAAGCACUUUGAAAAGCUGGAACGGAUGAGUCAAGGCCAUCUAGCCCUUUCAAAAUAGUGCCAUUUUUAUACAUGUUUUUGUGUACAUGUUUCCUAUAUUGCUUUUAUUAAAUGAAUAAGAUUUUAAGGCUACCUUAGUAAUGGGGAUAUCUUGAGUGUUUAAUUUAUUUGAUAGUUGCCAGUGCAAUGAGUAAAGUGCAUGUUGAGCUCCGAGUGAAGGUGAAGGUGCAUCUCAAGGCAAGGCAAGGCAAGACUGUCAAGUGGGGAAAUUAGACAUUAACACUUGUCCCUUUUGUUUGUGGUUUGCCCAGUUUUAUUAGCUACAUUAGGUAUUGCCGUAUCUGCAAGAAUAUAAAUGACCUCUUAUACCCAAAUUUUUGGCUGAUAGAAAACUGCCACAGAAUUUGUGCAGGCCUAAGUUCAAGAGAAAAUAAGCAUUAAAGAAAAUAUAUUCAUAUUUCAUAUGUAUUUGCAUCAGUAUCCAUACUUUAAAACAUUAGUAGUGAGUGUGAAGAAUAAAAUGAACACCACUAAUUAAAAUAAGAUUAUUUGGUUACUUUUGGAAGCUGAUUUCUGAAGGUGGAUUCAUGAAUAUUGGUGGGAGUGUUAAAAGAAGUGAGGAAUUAUAAAGUUGAAAAAGUACAGACACUUGUAAAUAAUUCUAUGAGGGAAUUAUGAUCUUGAUGUAGUGUAAAUUGAAUUAGGUUCUACUGUGAUGCCAGGACCAGAAUCAAGGACCUGCUGGUAGGCACAGUCUAGCAUGGGCAUGUACUAAGCAUGUACCUUGUUCAGACCAUAUACCUGCUGAUAAUGCACAACUUUAAUUCAUGUUUUUUCCUGGUUUCAAAUAUAUGCCAACCCCCCUUCAGAUUUCUUUAGUCAUUAUAUUUUAUUGUAUUCAUUUUCUCAUUCAUUUUAUACAAAAAAAAAUAUUGGCUAAAAGACCUGAGGGCAAGUGUAUAUAAAUAGCACAUAUGACAGAGUCCUACAGGGAAAGGAAUCAUGCUUACUCUUUAUGGCCUGUCAUUACAUUUUUCUAUCAUGGUUAUUGCAGGACACAUACACAGCCUCAAGUAUGUCCCUCUUGGUUGUACACGUCACUAGAACUUAUUACUGUCGUAGACUAUAGUUUGUAGCUGUAAUGGGGGGGACAUUUCUACUUUAAACACGAGAAUAAAUAUUUUUCCCAGAUAUCCACCCGGGAAUCAAACUCAGACCCUCAAGAUGCACAGUAGCCUUCAUAGUGUUGAGCCAAAGGGUACCUAAAAGCUUAAGGUCUUUGGAGUAUUUAUCUAUAUUUUAGGCCAUUGCAUAGUGACACCAGACUGGCUGUCAAAAUCAGUAUUCAGAAGCAAAUAUCAUUUUAGUGCACUUGUUUGCAGACACGUUUAUUUACAUUCUUAGGAAACAUAUUCCUUGUAUCAAUAGAAUCCACUGGAAGAUGCAGGAGAGUGGUGUACUCUUGUUGGUUUGAUGGCAGCGAUCCGUAUGCUGCACAGCCCUGUACAUGGGGUGUGUUUGUCAAUUCAUAUGCACCACUCCAAAUAGUACUCAUCAGGAAUAAAACUAUGUACCCUGGAAAUUUGAGCUGUAGUAUAAAAAUAAACUAAUGUCAGUAGUGAUCUCGUGGGUUAGAGCGUCAAUCCAUGGAAGUGAAGUCCAGAUGAGCUGGUUCAAACCCCAAUGCUGCCUCAGGACAUCAGGAAGGGCAUUUGGUCUGAAACCCAACCCCAAUACCCUAUCUGAACAUAGGUGAGAAGCUGUCAAGGCAAAGAUUUAAUUAAUACCUUCAGUUUUCAAAGUAGUUUUCUCCUGAUGGAUAUGAACUGGCAAACAUACCUUACACAGCAAAAAAUAUAUAUUUUGUUAUCAGUAGAGGAAGAGAACUAACCAAUAUGUGGGGGGACAGACUAGGACAUUAUAUUAUUAAAUAGCUACUAUAUAAUUUUACAACUUAAAUAUUUUCUUCAAAAUGCUUAGAAUAUAUAUAUAUCCUUACCAGGUAGAUUUGGGUCUUGGAUGCCAGAUAUGGGAUCCAAUAUUUUAUACAUGACAAAGGACUGAAAACUUUUACCAUCACAUAAAAGGAAGUGUCGAGAUGCACCUUUGGCUUGGCACGUAUUGUUCUUGUCUAAGGUUAAGCAUUUGAUGCCUGCUUAAAUAUUUUUAAAAGUUGUGAUGUACAUACAAUUAAUUUAUGAACUUCAGCCUCAAGUAAGCAAGCAGAGCUGUCAGUCACCAUUUGAAAACGAGAGGUAUUCUUUAAUAAUUUUUCAGUCCAGUCAUAACCAUUCUUGUAUUGCUAUACAUUUUGCAUCAAAUUGCAAAAUUUUAUUCAAAUAACUUUUCCAAACAUCAGCACUUGAGGUAGACCCAGUCUUGUAGCCAGAUUGUAAAUACUGUAUAAGAAUAACAUUUACAUACAAUUUUCCUGCUAUUUAGUUAAUAUAUUAAACUUUUAUGUACAAAACUUUUGAAAUGUAUUUAGCUUCAGAGACACUAGGCGCUGGUUAUAAUUAAGAUGUAGUGUACUGAUCAAUUAUUUCAUAAAGUGCAUACCAAUAUUUUCAAUACCCGUUUGUAAAGUAUUUGUAAUAUAUUACAAUGAUGAUAGACUGCAUUUGUUGUCAAGUAAUUUUCUAAAAUCUCAUUGAUCCCUGAAGACUUGGUGGAAGGGACCCUCUUUGUGCCUUAAUCUUUUGCAGGCUUGAGAAUUAUCAUGACAAUUCAAUUAUUUUUCUUAUAUAGUAGUUUUACAAUACUUAGUUUCAGAGUUCUCAUAUUUAGAUAAAAGAUUUAAGGUACUGAAGUAAGAGAAGUGCAAUAAGACUGAAGACAAGAUGUUAGCUUUAAUGCAAUCUCCCAUAGACAGAAAUGUGAUGGUUUGAUUUGAUUGUGUUUUUAAUUGCUGUUUUACUCUUGCAUCUCUUACCCAAAACUGGUCAUUCUCUUUGUAACACCUACGAAUGUACUCUCAGGGCAUAAAAUAAUAGAUAUUUCUGAUGUUAACUUCUCCAGUUCCUGUAAAACAGCUUGUGCAGUUGACUUGACAUAACCAGACAAAUAUUUUUUGAAUUAAGCAUCAUGAUCCAAUGACUCAAUUUUCAUUCAGUGGUGAAAGUUGUAAAAAUGCUCUAUAAUGAACUUUACUUCAUAUUACUUUGUUUACCUCAGUACAUCUUUUGAAAGUUUUGUGGUCUCGUAGUUCCAGUUUUUAUUUUGUGCAUUUUAUCACUGCCAAAUGGGUGCAAUUAAAACCACCUGAACUCUCAUUUAAUCAUGUUUUGUUACUACACUAUACAUUGUAUGUCCCUUGCACUAAUGCACAGUACUAACAACAGCAAUACUGACUAGUAUCAACAGUUCAGCAUGGCAAUCAGUAUGACUAAUGAGACAGACUGCAGUUUCCAACUAUCCAAAAUAUGUAUAAAAUAACCUGAGCUACUUGUAAUACAACUGUGUAAAAAGUUUUAGGAUGAAUCAUGUACCAAAUUUACACAAUGCAGUUACCCAAUGAUGCUCA
Eriocheir sinensis (Chinese mitten crab) is the source of this 4535-nucleotide messenger RNA. It is a transcript of the gene RagA-B, whose product is annotated as ras-related GTP-binding protein A. Gene Ontology annotation, cellular component: Gtr1-Gtr2 GTPase complex; lysosome; nucleus. Gene Ontology annotation, molecular function: GTPase activity; GTP binding. The coding region runs from base 147 to 1070 and encodes 307 amino acids. The record is from RefSeq and is a predicted model, not a curated record. Lineage: Eukaryota; Metazoa; Arthropoda; Malacostraca; Decapoda; Varunidae. Gene Ontology annotation, biological process: regulation of autophagy; positive regulation of TOR signaling; cellular response to amino acid stimulus. The transcript is spliced from 9 exons.